AUGUUUGGUGACCUGCAUCAGCAAUGGUUGAGACGUGUGCACGAGUGGGACUUGGUACCGCGUCUUCUCAGGAAUGUUGCAACGAGCAGUGAGGUUCCUUUGCUUUGUGAUGAAGAAGUGGCUGAUCAUCGCGAAGAUCUGCGUCUUUUUCUCAGUAGUAAAGGUCUCGAGUGCUUUUUCACCGUGCCUUCAGGUCAACCAUUGGCACUUCACCUGCUACGUGGCAUGCUCACGCUGCCCGAUGACGUCGAUGCAGAGCUAGCAGUACAGCUUGAGCGAGGAGUGGGCAUAUUGGACACUAUUUCGGCGUCUGGCGUCUGGCGCCCAGUGGAAGUGCCCGAGCGUUUUCUAGUAGAGCUGCUUAGCUGGCAAGAGCCGUGGAGUUCCGGGCGACAAGACCCGGAUACCGUGUUGCAGCUGGUGCAGGAGGAUGUCGAUCUUGGGUUUGCAGAGUGGCUUCCGGGCGGUCUUGCAGAAGCUCGGGUUCGGUUUGGUGCAGCCUGUCCGGCAGGGCGGCUCGGGCUUGUCAAACAGGAUGGCUCGGCCCCACGUUUGGUGGGUGACAGCGCAGUGUCCGGCAAACUUCCUUUGCUGGAUUGGUGA
This is a messenger RNA of Symbiodinium necroappetens, 603 nucleotides long. NCBI's taxonomy places the organism in Eukaryota, Dinophyceae, Suessiales, Symbiodiniaceae. The record is from the annotation of a GenBank genome assembly.